AUGCCAGGGCUGGAAUAUGCACACAUCUGGAUCUCCAUCCCCAUCGGCAGCAUGUAUCUUUUUGCUAUCCUGGGAAACUGCAUCCUUUUCGUCAUCAAGACAGAGCCCUCUUUACAUGAGCCCAUGUACUACUUCCUUUCCAUGUUGGCCAUGUCUGACAUGGGCUUGUCCUGCUCUUCUCUACCCACCAUGGGGAGGAUCUUCUUAUUCAAUGCCCCUGAAAUUUCUGCCAGUGCCUGCUUUGCCCAGGAAUUCUUCAUCCAUGGAUUCACAGCAGUGGAAUCCUCAGUGCUCCUGAUCAUGUCAUUUGACCGCUUCCUAGCCAUCCACAGCCCUCUGAGAUACAGCUCCAUUCUGACUUCUGUCAGAGUUGCCAAAAUAGGGAUAGUAUUAUUCCUUAAGAGUNAUUUUAAAAGUAUCCUCCUAGUGCUGCCCUUCCCCUUCACUCUGAGAAGCUUGAAAUAUUGCAGUAAAAGCCAGUUAUCCCAUUCCUACUGUCUCCACCAGGAUGUCAUGAAGUUGGCGUGAUCUGACAACUGAAUUGAUGUCAUCUAUGGCUUUUUUGGAGCGCUCUGCCUUAUGGGAGACUUUAUGCUCAUUGCUGUGUCUUACAUUCUGAUCCUCAAGACUGUGCUGGGAAUUGCCUCC
Ailuropoda melanoleuca (giant panda) is the source of this 648-nucleotide messenger RNA. Its product is annotated as olfactory receptor 51A4. The transcript has a single exon. The annotation marks the transcript as partial. Gene Ontology annotation, molecular function: olfactory receptor activity; G protein-coupled receptor activity. Lineage: Eukaryota; Metazoa; Chordata; Mammalia; Carnivora; Ursidae. The record is from RefSeq and is a predicted model, not a curated record. Gene Ontology annotation, biological process: G protein-coupled receptor signaling pathway. Gene Ontology annotation, cellular component: plasma membrane.